AUGAUCAGACAUUGGACAGUCUUUCUGUUUUUUUUUGCCAACUCUGGUUGUGUGUUAAUAACCAAGGACAUUGUUCAACCAAACCCAGUGAUGGUUACUCACCAUAGAGGUGGUGUGAAUAUCACUUGCUUUUGGCCAACUGAUGUCAAUACCAAUGUCGCUUGGUUCAAGCAGACUCUUGGACAGAAACCCCUUCUCAUGGCGUCGUCAUUUUAAAGUGGCUAAGAUAUUUUUUACUUUAACAACUUUACCAAGGAUUUUACUGAGACUAAACAUCUGAGUGUGAACAGAGGAGUUGACAGCUUUAACCUGACCAUCUCCAAGACAGAGCCAUGGGACUCUGCUACAUACUACUGUGGUGCUAUGAAAGUGGGCAAAGUCAAAUUUGGAGAUGGAACUGUUUUAAAUGUCAAAGGUUCAGAGUCCAACAGCAUGUCUGUGCUCCAGCAGCCUGUGUCUGAGUCAGUCCAGCCAGGAGACUCUGUGACUCUGAACUGUACAAUACACACUGAGACCUGUUCAGGAGAACACAGUGUCUAUUGGUUCAGACAUGGCUCAGGAGAAUCCCGUCCAGGAAUCAUUUACACCCAUGGAGACAGGAGUGAUCAGUGUGAGAAGAGCCCUGAAGCUGGGUCUCCUACACAGAGCUGUGUCUACAACCUCCCCAAGAGGAACCUCAGCCUCUCUGAUGCUGGGACUUACUACUUACUAUGA
Messenger RNA from Oncorhynchus nerka (sockeye salmon), 714 nucleotides. RefSeq lists its product as uncharacterized. Gene Ontology annotation, biological process: response to bacterium. The transcript has 3 exons. The record is from RefSeq and is a predicted model, not a curated record. Lineage: Eukaryota; Metazoa; Chordata; Actinopteri; Salmoniformes; Salmonidae.